Molecule: messenger RNA, 585 nt
Organism: Penicillium odoratum
Lineage: Eukaryota; Fungi; Ascomycota; Eurotiomycetes; Eurotiales; Aspergillaceae
Product: cysteine hydrolase family protein
Exons: 1
Coding region: 1-585 (194 amino acids)
Source: RefSeq, a predicted model, not a curated record
AUGGCUACCCACUCAAUGACAGGUGGCACCACCCUCCUCCUCCUCGACAUCCAAAAUGGCACAGUCGAGCCCCUCAUGUGCACAGAGGAAUGGCUCAAUCGCCUCUCCACAGUCCUCUCAACGGCACGCAACAACAGAAUGAACGUAAUUCACGUCGUCACGGCCUUCCGCACAAACUACCCUGAAAACCACCCAAACAAUUCCUCCGUCCCCGGCGUUGCAGCACGUGGACUGUUCAAAGAAGGCGACGAAGCAGUCCAAGUCCACAGCUCUGUCACUCCAGCUCCUACAGAAGCAAUUGUCACUAAGCGCCGCGUAUCUGCUUUCUUCGGUACAGAUCUCGAUAUACUACUCCGUUGCUCGAAAACCGAACACAUUGUUGUCGCGGGACUUAUUACCAGUGGUGCUGUUUUGUCUACUGUUCGACAAGCGGCGGAUCUCGAUUACCGUAUUACUAUCUUGCGGGAUUUGUGUAUGGAUCGUGAUGAGGAGGUGCACCGUGUUUUGAUGGAUAAGGUUUUUAACAGGAAGCAUACGGUUGUUACUUCUGAUGAAUGGUUGUCGGAGCAGAAGUUAUCGAAAUAA